Lottia gigantea (owl limpet) is the source of this 219-nucleotide messenger RNA. RefSeq lists its product as hypothetical. Gene Ontology annotation, molecular function: DNA-binding transcription factor activity, RNA polymerase II-specific; RNA polymerase II cis-regulatory region sequence-specific DNA binding. The annotation marks the transcript as partial. The record is from RefSeq and is a predicted model, not a curated record. Gene Ontology annotation, biological process: regulation of transcription by RNA polymerase II. Lineage: Eukaryota; Metazoa; Mollusca; Gastropoda; Lottiidae. The transcript has a single exon. Gene Ontology annotation, cellular component: nucleus.
GAAACAAAAGGCAGAAAAAAGAGGAAGCCCUAUACUCGUUAUCAAACUAUGGUCUUGGAAAAUGAAUUUUUAAGCAGCUCAUAUAUAACUCGGCAAAAACGUUGGGAGAUAUCGUGCAAACUUCAGUUAUCCGAGAGACAAGUUAAAGUGUGGUUUCAGAAUCGUCGCAUGAAACGAAAGAAGUUAACGGAAAGAACGAAAGCCCGACAUGGCGAUGAU